Molecule: messenger RNA, 872 nt
Organism: Betta splendens (Siamese fighting fish)
Lineage: Eukaryota; Metazoa; Chordata; Actinopteri; Anabantiformes; Osphronemidae
Product: dual specificity protein phosphatase 13-like
Exons: 3
Coding region: 24-545 (173 amino acids)
Biological process (GO): protein dephosphorylation; negative regulation of MAPK cascade
Cellular component (GO): cytoplasm
Molecular function (GO): MAP kinase phosphatase activity; protein tyrosine/serine/threonine phosphatase activity
Source: RefSeq, a predicted model, not a curated record
CUGUUGCGCCAAUAGUGAAUAUUAUGCAGGAAAAUCCUCCUUCUGUGAAAGACAUAGUGAAGGUUCUGUACGGAGGGAAAAGGUUUGGCAAUCAUGUGGAUGAAGUUUGGCCUAAUCUCUUCAUUGGUGACAUGUCAGUGGCCAAUGAUCGCUACCGGCUGUGGAAGCUGGGAAUCACUCAUGUCCUGAACGCAGCCCACGGGAGGAUGCACUGUCAGGGGAGUCACGACUUCUAUGGCUCCACUGUGGAUUAUUAUGGCGUGCCUGCAGAUGACUCGCCGACCUUUGACCUCUCUCGCUAUUUCUUUCCCUCUGCUGAGUAUAUCCAGAAUGCACUCGACACAGCUGGUGGCCGGGUUCUUGUCCACUGUGCAGUCGGGGUGAGCAGGUCCGCCUCCCUCGUCCUGGCCUACCUCAUGAUCCACCACCAUUAUACGCUAGUGGAAGCCAUCAGUCAGGUCAAAGAGUGCAGGUGGAUCUUCCCAAACACAGGAUUCCUCAAACAGCUUCGCGCUCUGGACAUAGAACUCCACAAGACAUCAUGAAUCCACUGCAAGAUUAUAUUAUAUAGUUUCACUCACAGAAGCACAAAAUGUUUCCCUACCCUGCAAGCAAGUGGAUUCAUUAUGUACUGACAGUUUGUUUGACUGUGCUGCUGUGUUUGAUGCAAGCUGCCUUUUCACAAGAGUGAAAAAAAAAGUAAAAAAAAAAGUAGUAUAAAUCAAUUCCAAGACGUGUUUGCAUUUUAAGGAAUAGUAAAUCCAUUGUCUGUGACACAAAGUUCAUUCACAUCAUUGUGUUAAUCAGAUGUUAUUUUUUUUAUUUUAAAAUUGUGUUUUUCUUCAAUGUGAAACUUAAAUAAGUGAAACUGU